AUGACAGGCAGACCUGCUGCUGCAGCAUCAAGCAAGUGGUUGGAUGGUUUUCAAAAAUGGUAUUAUAGCGAUGCAGGAUUCAACAAGCUGGGUUUAAUGAGAGAUGAUACAACAUAUGAGACUGGAGAUGUGAAAGCAGCCAUAAGAAGGCUUCCUGAGAAUCUUUAUAAUGACAGAAUGUUUGGAAUUAAGAGAGCCCUGGACCUGACCAUGAGGUAUCAGAUCUCGCCUAAGGAGCAGUGGACAAAGCACGAGGAGGACAAACUCUACCUUGAACCCUAUCUGAAAAAGGUUAUUCGGGAAAGGAAAGAGAAGGGAGAAAGGGCGAAGAAGUGA
Molecule: messenger RNA, 336 nt
Organism: Mesocricetus auratus (golden hamster)
Lineage: Eukaryota; Metazoa; Chordata; Mammalia; Rodentia; Cricetidae
Product: cytochrome b-c1 complex subunit 7-like
Exons: 1
Coding region: 1-336 (111 amino acids)
Biological process (GO): mitochondrial electron transport, ubiquinol to cytochrome c
Source: RefSeq, a predicted model, not a curated record